Colletotrichum orchidophilum is the source of this 1707-nucleotide messenger RNA. Its product is annotated as amino acid permease. The coding region runs from base 1 to 1707 and encodes 568 amino acids. NCBI's taxonomy places the organism in Eukaryota, Fungi, Ascomycota, Sordariomycetes, Glomerellales, Glomerellaceae. The record is from RefSeq and is a predicted model, not a curated record. The transcript has a single exon. Gene Ontology annotation, biological process: amino acid transmembrane transport. Gene Ontology annotation, molecular function: amino acid transmembrane transporter activity. Gene Ontology annotation, cellular component: membrane.
AUGGCUCAAGACAACGACCCAGCGUCCCCUCUUUCAAAGGAGGGAACCUACGCGGACGCUUCCAACGAUGGCAAAUCGCAUGAUCAAGACCUCAGCCAACGUGAGAGCAAUACCUACGGCGAGACAAAUGUCGUCGCCCAAGGCGGCACGAAGCGGAAUGUCAAAUCUCGCCACGCCCAAAUGAUCGCCAUUGGCGGUAGCAUCGGAACCGGCCUGUUUGUGGGAUCCGGCCAGGUUCUCGCUGCCGGAGGACCUGCUUUCCUCUUCUUGUCAUACGCCCUAACGUCUCUUCUCGUCUACGGCAUCGUCACAGCGGUGAUGGAAGUCGGCACGUUCCUCCCCAUCUCGGGUAGCUCCAUGUCGUACUACUGUAAUCGCUACACGUCUCGGUCCCUGGGAUUUGCUCUCGGUUGGCUUUACGUGUAUUCAUUUGGCAUAAUUCUCGCCUACGAAAUCACUGUUGGAUCAGUCAUUAUCAACUACUGGCCGAACAACGUUCCAAACGGCGUGUGGCUGACGAUUCUCCUCGUUGUCAUCGUCGGACUCAACCUAUCGCCUGUCGCCGUUUACGCAGAAACUGAAUUCUGGUUCGCCAGUCUGAAGAUCAUUCUCUUCAUAGGCCUAUUGCUCCUCUCAGUGGUCUUGAUCCUUGGCGGAGGGCCGAGCGGUGAGCGACUGGGUUUCUACUACUGGGUGGAUCCGGGUGCGACCAAGGAGUAUAUCAUCACCGGCUCUGGAGGACGCUUCACUGCUUUUCUCUAUGGCUGGGUGUUCUCUGGCUUCUCAUUCUACUUCAGCCCUGAAUUGAUUAUCGUCAUGGGUGGCGAGAUGCGAAACCCUCGCAAGAACUUGCCCCUCGCCAGCCGACGCUUUUUCUACAGACUAAUCAUCUUCUACCUCCUUGGUUCGCUCGCAAUUGGAGCCAUUUGCAAUGCCAACUCGGAGGGCUUGGUAUCUGGCGCUGGCAAUGCGAACGCAUCGCCCUGGGUCAUCGCCAUCCGGAACGCUGGGAUCCACGGUUUACCCUCAGUUGUCAACGCGGGUAUUCUCACGAGCGCCUGGAGCUCCGGAAACUCUUACCUCUACAUGGCCAGCAGAUCUCUGUACUCUCUUGCGGUCGCCGGCAACGCACCCAGGAUCUUUGCUCGCUGUAACCGCUACGGCGUUCCUAUCUACGCCGUCAUCGCAGCAAGCUGCUUCACCCUCCUCGCGUACUUGAGUGUAUCCUCUGACGCCGGGGUGGUGUUCAACUGGUUCGUCAGCCUGACGAAUACCGCUGGCUACACCUCGUGGGUGCUGUGCGCCUUCAUAUUUCUUCGCUUCCGCAAGGCCUGUAAAGUGCAGGGCGUCAAGGUUCCCUACCAGUCCUGGUGUCAGCCCUACGGGGCAUGGAUAUCGAUGGCUGCCUUUGGCUUCCUUCUGCUAGCCAAUGGUUUCACGGUGUUCUAUCCUGGAAGGUUCUCUGCAUCCAGCUUCUUGACUGCGUACAUUGGCAUUCCACUUUUCCUGGUGACGUAUUUCGGGCACAAGCUCACGGUUGGAAGAAAGGACCCGUGGUUGUAUGCGCCGGAAGACGUGGACUUGACGAGCAAUUUGCGGGAGGUGGAAGCAGAGGCGGAGAUGUGGACGGCAAUGGAUGAGGUUGACAAAGAGAAGCAAGGCCGCUCAAACGAAUGGUGGCGCAAGAUCUCGCUAAUCUGGGAAUGA